Messenger RNA from Oncorhynchus gorbuscha (pink salmon), 4181 nucleotides. Its product is annotated as semaphorin-3aa-like. Gene Ontology annotation, molecular function: semaphorin receptor binding; chemorepellent activity; neuropilin binding. Gene Ontology annotation, biological process: positive regulation of neuron migration; motor neuron axon guidance; negative chemotaxis. The record is from RefSeq and is a predicted model, not a curated record. The coding region runs from base 1 to 1593 and encodes 530 amino acids. The transcript has 7 exons. NCBI's taxonomy places the organism in Eukaryota, Metazoa, Chordata, Actinopteri, Salmoniformes, Salmonidae.
AUGUGUAGGGUGGACGAGGAGAGAACAGAUACCUCUGCUUGCCCCAGUAAAACGUUUGGGGGCUUUGACUCCACCAAGGACCUCCCUGAUGAUGUGAUCACCUUUGCGCGGGGCCACCCGGCCAUGUUUAACCCUGUGCACCCCAUCGGGGGUCGUCCCAUCGUGGUGAGGACUGAUGUGGACUACCAGUUCUCCCAGCUAGUGGUGGACAAGGUGGAGGCCGAGGACGGACAGUACGACGUCAUGUUCAUUGGAACAGAUCUGGGCACGGUCCUGAAGGUGGUUACCAUCCCAAGAGAGAGCUGGCAUGACCUGGAAGAGGUGGUCCUGGAGGAGAUGACCGUGUUCAGGGAGCCCACCCCCAUCACAGCAAUGGAGCUUUCCACCAAACAGCAACAGCUGUACCUGGGCUCGGCACUAGGCGUUUCCCAGAUGCCUUUGCACCGCUGUGAGGUGUACGGGAAGGCUUGCGCUGAGUGCUGUCUGGCCCGUGACCCCUACUGUGCCUGGGAUGGAACAGAGUGCUCCCGUUACUUCCCUACCGCCAAGCGGAGAACGAGACGCCAGGACAUCAGGAAUGGAGAUCCCCUCUCCCAGUGCUCCGACCUGCAGCAUCAUGAUGACGUGGACGGGCUGGGUCAUGUGGAGGACAGGAGUGUGUACGGAGUGGAGAACAGCAGCAUGUUCCUGGAGUGUAGUCCCAAGUCCCAGAGAGCCCUCAUCUACUGGCAGCUCCAAAGACCCAACGAGGACCGCAAACAUGAGAUCAAGUCGGAGGACAGGAUGAUCCGCACGGAGCAGGGCCUGCUCAUCCGCAUCCUCACCCAGGCCGACUCAGGCAUCUACACCUGCCACGCUGUGGAGCACGGCUUCAUCCAGCCCCUCCUCCGCCUCUCCCUCCAGGUCAUCCCCACACAGAGGCUGGGUGAGCUGCUGCCUGGUGGGCCUCAGGGUGGAGCUGGAGGGUCUGGUGGCGCAGGUAGUGGGUCUGGUGGUGCAGGUGGGCCUGCUGGUGCAGGGCACUCGACAAAACACAAGCUGUGGUACAGGGAUUUCCUCUCCCUCCUCGACCACCCUGACCUGAACAGCGUGGAGGAGUUCUGCGAGCGUGUGUGGCGGAAGGAGCGCAAGCAGCGGCGUCUGAAAACCCCCACCAUCACCACCAAUGACCAAAGUCUGGCUAGGCCUGACGGCGGAGCUCCAAGCUCAGGCCUAAAGCCUAAAAGUAGUCCUCUUGGCGCAGGUGCACCCAAUGCCCAGAAGCAGCAGAGCGGGCAUCCUACGGUGCAGCAGCAGCAGAACAAAGAAGGGAGCCCCCGGAGCACGAACCCCCAGAAGGUGCAACACCAUGCGGGUACGCUAACCCAGGCACAGGCCCCUAAAAACAACAACCAGAAUGCCCAGAACUCUCAGGCCACACCCAACACCCAGAGCCCCCAGAAGGGCCAAGGCGCCCUGGGGGGAACCCAGGUGCCUGGUGGUGGGGCCAGAGGUGGACCCCAGCACACGGCCAAGUGGAGGCGGAUGCAGGAAAAUAAGAAGGGGCGAAACAGGAGAACCCAUGAGCAACAGAGACCCCCGCGGAGUGUCUGAGACACACACACAGCAACACACACACUUACACACAUAUUGUACAUUAAAAUAUAGACUUGCUAUCCCAUAAAGAUAUAAUGUAGGAUCCCACAUAAUGCAAUACUCAUGGUCAUAUGCUCAUUCACACAUAAUAUGUAGACAGAAAUAUACCGUCCAAAUGGAAUGCUCUAAAACAUACAUAUAAAGCACACACACACGCACACACACGCACACACACACACACACACACACACACACACACACACACACACACACACACACACACACACACACACACACACACACACACACACACACACACACACACACACACACACACACACACACACACACACACACACACACUGCAAAUACCCUGUGAAGACUUGGAGAAGACUGGCGACUAACAGGACAUUGAAGACUGAGGCUGUAAACUGGAAUGCGUACUGUACAUGCUAACCAUGUGGAUAUAGUGGCCCAGGGGAUACAAUUUGAGGAACUGUGUAGUCCAGGUCCGUGUUACAAGUGGGAACGAGUUAUCUGGCGGACACAUAACCCUUCUGUACAGACGCUACUUCCUUAUAGGACUGGGAUGGGGUUAAAAAAAACAUUCAUUUUCAGUGAGGAUGAUACAUAUUCAGACCUCUGGACAAGUUUGGACAAUGGCCCCUACAGGACAUUUCAGAAGACAUUUCAGAAGGGGUUAAGACUUUUAAGUUCAGUAGGGAUGUCCGUUACUGCAGCUACUGGCCUUGUUGACAUGCGCAGAAGGAAGAGGAGGUCCACUAUUUAGAGAAUGAAAGAACUAUAAGGAUAAAGAAUCAUUUGUCCAGUCGAUUGCAAACAAGAACCGAAAUACAUCAAAAGAAGCACAGUCAUUUUCAGAGAGUGAACUGCAUUUCCCACAAUACAAUUUGUCGGCUCAACUUUAUUCAACUGAUUCGAUUCACAAUGACUCUCAUGAAUGAGCACAUUGGGCUUGUACAUAGAGGUUGACUGUCUUAUAGGUCAAACAGAUGAAACGGGGCACAGUUAGCUGAUUAACAAUCCACAACGGUGCCCUGCAUAUUCUUUAUAGUUCAAUAACAGAAUUAUUCAAUAUAAAACCACAAAAUCCCCAUUAGCCUGUGAUCUGUGCAGCAAAAUCAAGCUUCUCUUCCUCCCAAGGCUUGAAAAGCAUUGUGCAUGUCGUAGUCAAUCAAUGUUCAUGAUUUGAAUAAGCUAUUUCUCGCCAGUUAGUCGCUAUGUAAGGUUUUUUUUUAUGUUAAAGGAGUCCUAUGAAAAAAAAUCUAUUUUCUGUUUUUAUUUGAUAUUUACUUCUCUCUCUCCCUACAAACCACUGCAUCCCUGUAGGGGUAAAUAAUUAUGUAGUAUCAUUUUGUGACCUGCCCCUUUAAGUUAUUUUUCUUUCUUUGCUUUCUCCUGGAGUUGCGUGUGAAUUUAUAAUUCCAGUCAUAUGUUCGUGCUCAGUCUGGAAAACAGACUGCCUAUUGAUUCUGUACAUAUACAUACAACAACAAAACGACUCUUUAUGUAUGUAAAUAUAUACAACCAGAACACCACUGAUUAUUUAUUUCUCAUUGUUUUGUGAAAGGGUUGCAUUUAUUUUUGAUAUUCUGGUAUUUUGGCUCAUCAAUAAUCAAGAAAAAAAACUGUGGCACGUUGAGAAACACAAACGGACCAAUGAGGACGGACUUCCUCUGUCAAGGACUCCCUUUUUUCCGGGGGGCGUGUUUCGGAAGUGAACGGGGGUUGUUGUGUGUUUUACAGUAUCCAGACUGAGAGCCUUCAGGAUGAUAAGCACAAGUUUCUCAAACCCUCUUCUACAUUUCUGUCUCUUCUGGUUGUUUCCUAAAUGGCUCAUUUUUCUACCCAGGAGGUGUUUUCGUUGGAGUUUGGAAUCCCAUCCACCUAUUCGUUCAUCCCAAAUACUCAUUUUAUGUAAGAUAAUACUACCCAAAACCUGAUAAACAUUAGCUGUGAAUUCCUAUGUAAGAAUUAGUAAGGAAAAAGUUCAAAUCUAAACCUAGUCUGAGGACGCUGAGUUAAAGCUGCAUGUGAAUGCUACUUAAGUGCAUCUUUUCUAUUGUCUCUAGAUGUUUCCUGUGAGAGGUAAAGGUCCUGUGGGCAACAUGUGCAAGAGAGAUGUGAAUAUUCUUCCUUUUUGCCAAAACAAAGAUGCCAACAUGUACCAGGGGUGUAUUCACUAGGAACCAAACAGAAGCAAACAGACCUAAACGGGGAUGGACUAACCUGAACUUGUCCAAUAACAAACGCACAUUUUUGUCGCAAAUCGUUUUCUGUAGCUAAACGUUUUGCUAUGGUGUCUGCUAAUGAAUACACCCCAGUGAUGUUACUCCAACCCCAAAACUUGUAUUAAGACCUUCAACUUUUCAUACGACAAUGUGUUUCCCCCUCAGUAUACAACAAGACUGAUGUGUCACUGCAAUAAUGGACAGCAGAUAGCAAGGUUUCCUGGUGGUUUGUGGUAUGUUUCCGGUCUCUCACGAUGUGUAGGGUGGCCGAGGAGAGAACAGAUACCUCUGCUGUAACAUGGUUCUUCCUGGCAUGCGUUCAGUUGUCUAAUUAAACAUUUCCUGUAAAACCUA